AUGGGGAAAGGGCGCAUGAAGGAGGUAGAGACUUGGCACUCCUUUAUGGAGACGCUGAGUUCCUGGCUUGCCCUGCAGGAAGAAGCGUUUGUUCGGGAACUGCAGCUUUGUAUCCCUGUGAAGAAGGAGAUUGUGCAAGCUGACUUGAAUCCCGAGACUGCCGCGCGUAGCUCCAAGCUGUUCUACUACUUGACGCAGUCCCUCGCCAAGUGGGAGCGGGGAAGCGAGCUCUUGAGGUCCUGCUCGAAGAGGCAGGGGCAGAGCGCCUGCGGCUACGAGGUGAUUAGAACGAUUACCUCUCAGUACUCCAUCGUGUCGCGGAUGGAAGCUGUCUUCGUGAGAGAACAGGCUUUGAAGUUGUACCAGCACGUUGGGCAUCUGAAGAGGCCCACCGACUUGAUUCGACAUCUUGAGGAUUCGUUUUCGAAGUCUGAAGCGAAGCUGAGCAACUUUCCGGAGCUUCAGCUGUCUGAGGCUGACCGCUGCUCUGUCCUGUUACAGAGCUUGGGUGCAGAAGUGCGUCAGUACGUGGUACUGCACGGGUCCAGCUCGAACUGGGAAGCUCUUCGAAGGACGCUGACUUACUACGAGGAGCAGCUGCGACUGUGUGAGGCCCCUGGGUCUUCGGGCCGAGCCUUGCAGGAGAAGCUUUGCGACUACUGCGGGAAGAAGGGACACACAGCCGACAAGUGUUGGCAGCGCCAAAAGGAAGAACGCGGUGGUGCUCCGAAGGGCAAAGGGAAAGGAGACAAAGGAAAGCCGAAAGGCAAAGGCGACCAGACUCCCAAGGGAUCUGGCACGCCCCGUGGUUCUGAGAAGGGCCGAGUCGGGAGGAAGCGCCACAGUGAUGGCGAUGAGGUUUUCCUGUCCUGGGCGUGGUUCUUCGGAGCCCUCUUCUUCGGAUUUCGUGUUGUCAAGAAGUACGACCGAACGGCCAAUCUGUUCAACGCCUCGGGUGGUGCGAUCGUCGUUUCGGGGGUCGUCGACCUUGAGGUUCAUUUUGGGGAUGUUUUCCUGAGGUUGGAAGAGGUCUUGGUGGCGGAUGUUGGGUUCAACGUUGUUUCGCCUUGGACCGGGUCGGAACGGGGCUGGAAAACCUAUCUAGCCAAAUCGGGAUCACGAUUGUACAAAGGAAACGGAAAGAAGAGCAUCAAGCUGAUGGGCGCUUCGCGCGCCUGGUGGGCUCUGAGCGGGAGGUCCAAGGGCCGGGGGAAAGAGAAUUCUUCCAGACGCCCCCCGAAAGGGAUCGAGGACAUGGAGAUAGAUGCCUUGAAGGACCGCGACCUGCUAGGAUCGAGCAAGGAGUCCACCGCAGGACCCCAGAAGCCUGGAGAAGGAAUCCUGAAGAAAGGAAGAAAGACUUCGGAAGAAGACGAGUCUGGCCGCCACGCUUUGGCUGCAGUGCACGGCGCUUGA
Symbiodinium sp. CCMP2592 is the source of this 1416-nucleotide messenger RNA. The record is from the annotation of a GenBank genome assembly. NCBI's taxonomy places the organism in Eukaryota, Dinophyceae, Suessiales, Symbiodiniaceae.